Molecule: messenger RNA, 3849 nt
Organism: Nerophis ophidion (straightnose pipefish)
Lineage: Eukaryota; Metazoa; Chordata; Actinopteri; Syngnathiformes; Syngnathidae
Gene: tagapb
Product: T cell activation RhoGTPase activating protein b
Exons: 14
Coding region: 207-2573 (788 amino acids)
Biological process (GO): signal transduction; regulation of Rho protein signal transduction
Molecular function (GO): GTPase activator activity
Source: RefSeq, a predicted model, not a curated record
UGGGAUGAAGAUGCAUCAAUGGAGCAGAACAAGACCUGGAGGCUUGGUUACAGGGCCCGCUUAGACGUACCAAUGGCCCCGCAUUAUUCCUUCCUCCCACUCAUUAGUUAGGGGAGACUCACUGCUCGCCCGCUGCAAACCAGUACUCUUUCCCCUCCACUUUGCAGGGUGCUCGGCACUGGCCAGGACUCCCCACAGGCGCCAGCAUGGACCCACCAGGUUGUGGAGGUGCCGUAACGAUGAGGAGAGGAAGCUACGACGAAGCCGCGGCCUCUCAGCGUCCUCAUUUCCAAAAUAUGGCUCAAAGACGGCGCUCUGCCCCAUCGCUGGUUUUGGGGAAGGCUUUGGGGAUACCGUGGUCUCCGAUCAGGGAGGAGAGCUCCUGCCGGGUGUCAGUGGAGCAGAGCCCUUUCGUCCACGGCCUCACCGGGGAGAACGGAGAGCUGCUGCUGGACGGGUGUGUGCAGGUCACCCAGGGCACAAAAAGCAGGGCGAGACAUCUCUUCCUCUUCACCGACCUUGUGGUCGUUGCCAAGCUCAGGUCCUGCAGCUACCGCGUGAAGCACAGGAUCUACCUGGAGGACGUCUCAGUUCACAGCUUGGAGGACGGAGCGGAGCACGAGGCGGGGACGGCGCCGGACGCGGACCCGAGAAGGACUCUCGCCUUUGCUUGGGGUGUCACCUUUUGUUUGGUGUGUUUUAGCUCUCCUGAGGUGAAGGAGCGCUGGUUCGAUACCCUGCACAGCAAAAUUGAAGAGUCAAGGGCAAGAGCUGCUUGUGUGUCUUCUCAGCCUGACGUCCUCAUGAAGGUGUUAGGAAGCACCAAUGCAACUAAAACUCUCCUACAUGGCAGCAUGGAACAAGUAAUUGACCUUCCGCAUGAGGGCGAUGCAAACAGUCAAGUUGUGUCCAAGCUGUUGAACAACCCGGAGGAUAAGCUGACGCAGCCACACGAAUCCAAGUGGAGCUUGGUGAGGACGCUGAAGAAAGGCUCCAGCUUCAUCAGCAGAGCGACUCGACCAGACGCCUGCGCCAGGACUCACAUUUUUGGACAGUCCCUCGGCCAAGUGUGCCCGGAUGACUGCUCGCUUCCCAAACCCAUCGCAGACUUGCUGCUGUUGCUGAGGAAGAGGGGGCCGUCCACAGAGGGAGUGUUCCGGAAGCCGUGCAACAACAAGAACAUGAAGGACAUCAGGGACAGGCUGAACGCUGGCCUGGAGGUGGACCUGGAGGCUCAGCCUGUGGUUCUGCUGGUGGGACUACUCAAAAGUUUUUUGAAAGAACUUCCUGGCAGCCUGCUGGUGUCCGAGCUCUACGAGGAGUGGAUGGUUGCUCUGCGGCACGUCGACGUCCAACAGAGAAGACUGGCGCUUCGCAGGGUGGUGGACAAGCUGCCGCCGCCGAACCGACUCCUCUUGCAGCGCCUGGCCUGCGUCUUCCAUCAUGUCCUGGAGAGCGCCCAGGUCAACAAGAUGGACGCCUACAACCUGGCGGUGUGCACCGCCCCCACGCUGCUGCGGCUGGAGGUCACGCCGCUCCACCAGCAGAAGGAGAUGACGUUGAAGGUGACGGAGCUGACCCAGUUCCUGAUGGAGCACAGCGAGAUCCUGGGAGACGACAUCCCUAAUCUCCUGGACGCCGACGAAGACUCCGUGUCCUCCCAGCUGCACGACUCGGCGUACGACAGCACCGACCCCGAAGGAGACGGCGAGGCCGGGAGGAGCGGCUCGUCUCCCUCGCUCAGUCUCAGCGUGGCGGCGUCGUGUGAAUCCUCCGACGCCGCCUUCAGCCCCGAGCAUCCGUACCGCCGCCGCCGCUCCGAGCCCAUCAUCCUGCCCUCGUCCCACGUGGCCAACCUGUACAGGAGCCAGGAGGACUUCCAGAAGCGGCCUUUAAAAAAGCAAAUCUCCGACGACUCCUUCUGGAGGAGGGGCCGAGGAGGACUCCCUCCUGGUUCCUUUUCCAACAACCAGACCAUGGACUCCUCCAGCUCUUCCCUGGAGAGCGCGGCCUCCAACCAGUCCGAGGGCUCCGUCUUCAUCAGCUCGCCGGCGGCGUCUCCGCCUCGACCCAGGAAACCUCCGCGGGUCCCGGACGAGCCCCGACGCUCGCGUUCACUGCGAGCUGCUUGCAAAGUCCUGAUGCGGACCAGGAGCUUAGGGGGCUUCAGCAGGACCAGCCUGAAGGAGGGAAGUAACCCCUCCCCCUGUGAAACACUCAAGGAGGUCUCUCCGGAUGCACCCAAGCCCCGCCCCCUUUCUGCCAUGGAGGUGUUCAGGCAGGUGGACAGCAGGCUGCCCUGCAGGCCGCCGCCCUAUGAGCGGGCCGUGCACAACGCACCCCCUCUACCCCCCCACUACGGAUCCAUGACUGUGCACGACGCCAUCGCCCUGGGGAGAAAGUCCCGCCCCUCCUCCGUCAAUUACGCACACCUGCCCAGCUGCUCCUCCGACCACCAGGACCAGGACCAGGGUCUGGUCUUCCGCCAAAGGGCCAUGUCCGAGUCCGUGUCACGGAGGUGCAGCCAGUCUGCCUUUCAGGACUUUUCCUACGCUAAAGAGUCCUAUGUUUGAUCACGAGAGCAACAACUUUCUAGAAAUCCCCCGAUAAUUUGGCAUUCUCACGUACAUUUUUAAACAUAUAUAUAUUUUACAGUAAAAAAACUAGCAACUCAGUCACCAGAAAUGUACUGUAAAAUAUACAGCUUCUUUUUUAGUUUUGUUUUGUUUUUAAAACAUAUUGCGGUAAAUAGAAAAAACGUACCACUGUUUUGUUUUUUUACAAAAAAAAAAAUAAAAAACAGCAGCUUAGUCGCCAGAAUUUUACUGUAAAAUUUACUGUACUUUUUUUUUUUAAAUACAGUAUAGGCCAAAAGUUUGGACACAUUUUUAAAAUACUGUAAAAACUAUAUAUUUUACAAUAAAAAACUAGCAACUCAGUUACUGUAAAAUAUAAUGUGUGCUUUAUGUUUUUACAACAUAUUGCGAUAAAUAGAAAAAUAGUACCACUGUUUUUUUUUUUACAAAAAAAACAGCAGCUUAGUCGCCAGAAUUUUACUGUAAAACUUACUGUGUUUUUUUUUAUUUUAUUAUAGUACAGGCCAAAUUUUGGACACGUUUUUAACAUACUGUCAAAAUAUUUACAUUUGACAGUAAAAAACUGUCAACUCAGUUAAGGUAAAAUAUACAGUGUUUUUGUUUUUGUUUGACAACAUAUUGCGGUAAAUAGAAAAACAGCACCGUUUGUUUGUUUUUAGAAAAGAAAAAACGGCAACUCAGUCGCAAGAAUUUUACUGUAAUUUUAAUUUUUUUUUACAACAUAUUGCGAUAAAUAGAAAAACCGCACCACUGUUUUUUUUACAAUAAAAAAAACGGCAGCUUACUCAUCAGAAUUUUACUGUUUAUAUUGGGACAUUGAACCCUGAAGCUGAUUCCGGACCAGUACUAUUCAUGUUGAUGUACAUUUUACUGCAGAUGAAUGAAGAUGGCUUAUUGGCCUACUUGACCACGGAUCUGGGUAUGGGUGGAUCUCUAAAGAGACUACAUGGCUGCUGCAAUGUGAGUGUGCUGAUAAUUAUGUCGCAGCAGGACACGGUGCCCUGGUUGCCGCAGUCCUUUCAUUAAUUUUGGGGUCGUGACGUAACGAUGGCGGCCCCACAACAACAGAAGCUGUGUUUCCAGGCUGCAGCCUCUAAAGAGCUGCUUCUCUUCCAGGAACUGUGGGAACUCUGCUCCGUGCCUUUGUCAGCGCUCACUGUGUCCUCGUGCCAGCUCACCUAGUACUUCUUAGACUACUGCAUAUUGUCAGGUUCAAACACUGACGACGUCUAUUAAACGAGACAAGACGCAA